AUGCGGCUCCCCCUGCCUCGCCGCAGGGCGCCGCACUUUAAGGCCCAGGCGGUGAUCGGCAUGGACUUCAAGACGGUGUCGCUGGACGACUACAGGGGCAAGUGGCUGGUCCUGUUCUUCUAUCCGUUCGACUUCACCUUCGUCUGCCCCACUGAGAUCGUGGCCUUCAGCAAUGCCACCGAGAAGCUGAGGGAGCUUGGAGCGGAGCUGGCAGCAGUGUCCUGUGACAGCAAGCAUGUCCACCUGUCGUGGACGAUGCAGCCCAGGGAGCAGGGCGGCCUGGGGCAGCUGCAGAUGCCGCUCAUCUCCGACUUCAGCAAAAAGAUCAGCCGGGACUACGGCGUGCUGGUGGAGGACGAGGAGGACGAGCUAUGCGGGGCCGCACUGAGGGCACUCUUCAUCAUCGACGCGAAAGGGGUCAUCAGGUCGGUCUUGGUCAAUGACGAGGCCGUGGGCAGAAACGUGGACGAGACGGUGCGCCUCAUACAGGCGUUCCAGUACGCGGAUGAGCACGGGGAGACGUGCCCAGGUGCAGCACUACUUAGCAUUGCACAGUGCAGUGUACGAGCCGCUGGUUGA
Ostreobium quekettii is the source of this 579-nucleotide messenger RNA. The record is from the annotation of a GenBank genome assembly. NCBI's taxonomy places the organism in Eukaryota, Viridiplantae, Chlorophyta, Ulvophyceae, Bryopsidales, Ostreobiaceae.